CCGAAGCCAGGGAUGCUCCGGCGACCCCCGGCUCCGCGAUGCUCUCGGCCCAAGUCCACCUGAGCGCCGAGAUUGGGAAAGGGGUGCAUGGCGAAAGAUGGGAGGGAGAGCCAGUCCUGAAGGGGACCGGGUCAGGAGAAGGACGAUCCCCUGGGGAAAACGGGAAGGGCGCAUGUGGACCGACCCUGUGUGUGUGUGUGUGUGUGUGUCUGUCUGUCUGUCUGUCUGUCUGUCCCUCUCUGUCUGUCUGUCUCUCUGUGUGUAUCUUUGUGUGUCUGUCUGUCUGUGGGCAACUACUGUCAGUGCUGGCUUCUGUGCCCGCAGAGUGGCUCUUCCUUUGGGUCUUGUUGACUGUGCCUGUUUGUGCCCGUGUGUUGGCCACUGUGGGCCAGUCUACACCAGUGCAUGGCAAAUUCUUGCAGGAAUUGCUAGGUCUACCUGACUGGAACCGAGGCUAUACCCUUUUCUCGGCAACCUGGAGGCCUAUUCCUGACCGCCAUGGAAUUGCCUCUGAGCCAAGCUACCCUUCGGCACACACUACUGCUCCUGCCAGCCCUCUUAAGUUCAGGACAGGGGGAGCUAGCACCACAAAUUGACGGUCAGACCUGGGCUGAGAGAGCACUUCGGGAGAAUGAGCGCCAUGCCUUCACCUGUCGGGUGGCAGGGGGACCUGCCACUCCCCGAUUAGCCUGGUACUUGGAUGGUCAGCUACAGGAGGCCACCACCUCAAGACUACUGAGCGUGGGCGGGGAGGCCUUCUCUGGAGGCACCAGCACGUUCACUGUCACUGCCCAGCGUGCUCAGCAUGAGCUUAACUGCUCCCUGCAGGACCCAGGGAGUAGCCGGCCAGCCAACGCCUCUGUCAUUCUCAAUGUGCAAUUUAAACCAGAGAUUGCCCAGGUUGGGGCCAAGUAUCAGGAAGCUCAGGGCCCAGGCCUUCUGGUAGUCCUGUUUGCCCUGGUGCGGGCCAACCCACCUGCCAACGUCACCUGGAUUGACCAGGAUGGACCGGUGACUGUCAAUGCCUCUGACUUCCUGGUGCUGGAUGCUCAGAACUAUCCCUGGCUCACGAAUCACACUGUGCAGCUGCAGCUCCGCAGCCUGGCGCACAACCUCUCAGUGGUGGCCACCAACGAUGUGGGUGUCACCAGUGCCUCGCUUCCGGAACCAGGGCUCCUGGCCACCCGAGUAGAAGUGCCACUGCUGGGCAUCGUUGUGGCUGGAGGGCUUGCCUUGGGCACUCUAGUUGGGUUCAGUACCUUGGUGGCCUGUCUGGUCUGCAGGAAAGAGAAGAAAACUAAAGGCCCCUCCCGGCGCCCAUCUCUGAUAUCUAGUGACUCCAACAACCUGAAAGUGAAUAACGUACGCCUGCCACGGGAGAACAUGUCCCUCCCAUCCAACCUUCAGCUCAACGACCUAACUCCGGAUCUCAGAGGGAAAGCAACAGAGCAGCCAAUGGCUCAGCACAGCAGCCGUCCAGAGCUUCUGGAAGCCGAGCCUGGUGGCCUCCUCACCAGCCGAGGCUUCAUCCGUCUCCCAAUGCUGGGCUACAUCUACCGAGUAUCCAGUGUAAGCAGUGAUGAGAUCUGGCUCUGAGCUUGAGGGUGAGGCAUGAGGCCCAGGUGGCCCCCAGAGCACCCCACCCCAAUGUCUCCUUCAAGCCUUCCUCCGCUGGGCCACGUUGUGACCGUGAAGAAGCCAUGUCACUGCCACCUGGCCCUCCUGGCAGGGGUACCCUGUGGGUCCUGCAUGAUGUACUUCACUGCACUCUAACCUGCAAGGCGUAGUCUAGCCUUGGCAAGACCAUUGGUCAGAAAUAGGCUCCUUGCACUCACUCAGUUUGGGGACUUGCAUUUGGUAACUGGGCCCAGGCAGAUGAAACUCUGGCCUAGUGUGUUCAGGUGUCACCCCACACGUAAGAGAUGGGCCUACUACAUGUUCACUACUAGUAUCCUCUGCAUCUCAUACAGUAGGCAGAGGGAUGCCUAUGUGGGGGACAGGAGGGUCCUUGCACAACUCAGACGUCCUUCCUAUGCUAUGCAGCUUUCUCCCCUCAGGGAAAACAGGACCCUGCUAGCUGAACAGAACCAAAUUGCCCUUUGCUCAGGAACCAGCCCCUUGCCCAGGGACCUGGCCAAGCACAAAUUAGUCCCUUUUGCUGCAGAUCUCUGCCUUUUUGUCCCCAUCUCCUCUUGGGCAUACACUAGACCUUCUCCACUGGGCAUUAGACCUCACUGGCUGGGGCCCCCAGGUGUCAGCCUCUGAUAUUAGCACAAGAUGAGUGGGAAGAAGUCUGCUGGCCCCCAGGAUGGCAUGUAGCUAUGCAUCGUUUUGUACAAGUGUUCCCCCUUUAAGCACAUUCCCUAGGGAAAGGAGGGCCCAGGGCCUUCUUAGGUCCCCCAUGUUUGGCCUUCAGCGAUUCACUGUGAGUGUUCUGAGCACUCAGGAUUGACGGUUUCCCUCUCUCCAUGUCUCUCCCCACUGUAGCAAUAUCCCUGACCAGUCCCUGGCUGCCCCAUCCUGUUUAGGGGAUGGUCACAGUGGGCAUGUAAGCCAACAGUGCCACAAGAUUUAGGGGGACACAGAGAAAGCGGGAACCACGUAACCCCAAAGAGCUAAGAAUCUUUUAAACAGCAACAUGGAAAUGACUGGAGAGCAGUAGAGCAGAGUCUACUUUCCCUCCUUGGUAUCUUGUUCUGUCAUUUUUCUCAUGUUACUGGCUCGUGCUGCACACAGAGUAAACUACCGUGAUUGA
Chionomys nivalis (European snow vole) is the source of this 2755-nucleotide messenger RNA. It is a transcript of the gene Tmem25, whose product is annotated as transmembrane protein 25. NCBI's taxonomy places the organism in Eukaryota, Metazoa, Chordata, Mammalia, Rodentia, Cricetidae. The transcript is spliced from 8 exons. The coding region runs from base 499 to 1596 and encodes 365 amino acids. Gene Ontology annotation, biological process: negative regulation of excitatory postsynaptic potential. The record is from RefSeq and is a predicted model, not a curated record.